Molecule: messenger RNA, 11712 nt
Organism: Eublepharis macularius
Lineage: Eukaryota; Metazoa; Chordata; Lepidosauria; Squamata; Eublepharidae
Gene: DCHS1
Product: dachsous cadherin-related 1
Exons: 20
Coding region: 9-9710 (3233 amino acids)
Biological process (GO): homophilic cell-cell adhesion
Cellular component (GO): catenin complex; plasma membrane
Molecular function (GO): calcium ion binding; cadherin binding
Source: RefSeq, a predicted model, not a curated record
AGCCAGACAUGGUCCAGCUUGUCUUGCUGCUCUUGCUGCUGGGGGACCUGGCACUGGGGCAGGGCUCAGCCGCCGUGGGCACCCUCGACCUGCAGAUAGACGAAGAGCAGCCUGCGGGAACGAUCAUCGGGGACAUCAGCGCGGGCCUGCCCCCCGGCACCGCCACCUACAUGUACUUCAUUUCUGCCCAAGAGGGUAGCGGUGUGACUACUGACCUAGAGAUCAAUGAGAACACUGGGAUUAUCAAGACGGCGCGAAUCCUGGACCACGAGAGCCGUGACCACUACAGUUUCAUCGCUGUCACCCCAGAAGGGGCCACGGUAGAGGUCCGCGUGCAGGUCAGUGACAUCAAUGACCACCCUCCCACCUUUCCCAAGCGGCGUGGGUCCCUCCAGAUCCCGGAGCACACGCCUCUGGGCAGCCGCUUCCCCCUUGAACCCGCCUUCGAUGCAGACAGCGGCCUGCUCAGUACCCAGGGGUAUGCCCUCAAGGGUGGAAAUCUGGGCCAGGCUUUCCGGCUGGAGACACGUCGUGGGCCCAACGGAGUCCUGCACCCGGAGCUGGUGGUGGCCAGCGUCCUAGACCGGGAGGCCCGCUCUGCCUAUGCUCUGCUUCUAGAAGCCUACGAUGGCGGAUCCCCUCCUCGGAGCUCCCAGAUGACCCUGAAUGUGUCUCUCCAGGACAUCAAUGACAACGCCCCCUCUUUCAAUCAGAGUCGCUAUCACACACUAAUCCCGGAGAAUCUCCAGCCGGGCAGCAGCAUCAUGCAGGUCUUCGCCUUGGACGUGGACGAGGGGGAGAAUGGCGCCGUGGUGUAUGAGAUCAACCGUCGCCAGAGCGACCCUGAGCAGUACUUCAUUAUUGACGCUGCAACGGGGGUCAUCAAGCUCAACAAGGGUCUGGAUUAUGAGUUGCGGAAGGUGCACGAACUGGUGGUGCAGGCCCGGGACAAGGCACUGCACCCAGAGGUCUCCACGGCCUUCGUCACCAUCCAGGUACGAGACUACAAUGACAACCAGCCCACCAUGACCAUCAUCUUCCUCAGCGAGGAUGGUUCCCCUCGCAUCUCGGAGGGGGCCCAGCCCGGGCAGUUCGUGGCACGCAUCUCUGUGUCAGACCCCGACUACGGGGAGUACGCCAAUGUCAACGUCUCCCUGGAGGGGGGGGAGGGCAAAUUUGCCCUCACCACCAAAGACAACAUCAUUUAUUUGAUCUGCGUGGACCAGCUGCUGGACCGGGAGGAACGGGACUCCUACGAGUUGCGAGUAACCGCUACCGAUGCAGGGACGCCUCCACUGCGCGCAGAGUCAGCGUUUGUGCUCCAGGUGAUGGAUGUCAAUGACAACCCCCCUCUCUUUGACGCUCAGGAGUACGAGCAGAAUGUCCCAGAGGUGGUUUAUCCGGGCAGUUUUGUGCUGCAGGUGACAGCACGGGACAAAGAUCAGGGGCCCAAUGGGGAGGUCCGCUACAGCAUCCUACACACUCCCCACACCCAUUCCCAUUGGUUUGCCAUUGAUCCCGCAACAGGCAUUGUCACGACCACCUCCCCCCUGGACUAUGAGAUCAACCCCCAGCCCCAGCUGACCGUGCUGGCCACAGACCAGGGCAAGCCCACGCUGUCCUCCACUGCAGUGGUCCGUGUGGUCCUGCAAGACGUCAAUGACAACGAGCCCAUCUUUGAGAGCACCUUCUACAACGUCUCCCUGAAGGAGAACGUGCCUCUGGGGACCUGCUUCCUCCAGGUUGUGGCUACGGAUGCUGACAGCGGCUCCUUGGGCACCGUCUCUUACUCGCUGGGCACGGGCAUCAGCAGCGCUGCCCCUUCGGCAUUCAGCCUUGGAGAGGAGACAGGGCAGCUCUGCACCGCUGGGGACCUGGACCGGGAUGCAGGCCUCGCUGCCUACGACUUCACUGUCACCGCUGUUGAUGGGGGGGGGCUGAGCUCCAUGGCAUACAUCAAGGUCUUUCUGGAAGACAUCAAUGACAACGCGCCGGCUUUCUACCCACUGGAGUAUGCUACCAGCAUCAGCACCCAGAGUCAGCUGGGCUCUGCUGUGCUCCGGGUCAGUGCCCAUGACAAGGACGAAGGGCUGUAUGGGCGUGUGACGUACCAGAUCGCCGCUGGCAACACCCCGCCACUCUUUGCCAUAAAUCCAGACACAGGCGCCAUAUCUUUGCUGCGGAGUCUGACCGGCAAAGCCAACACCUUGGUGCACCUGGAGAUUGCAGCCCAGGAUGGAGGGGGACUGGCUGCCCAACCCAAUGCUCACAUCAAUAUCAGCAUUGUUGCUGGCACCGUCUCCCCUCCAAGCUUUGAACAGACUCAGUACUACUUCACAAUCCCAGAAGACACCCGGCCAGGCAGCAGCAUUGGAGCCAUCUAUGCCCACAACCCCCCAGGUCACUUGGACAGUGUGUUUUACUCCAUCUCCUCGGGAGACCCUCACGGCUACUUCUCCAUCGACCCCGGCUCAGGAGAACUGCGCACGCGCCUGGCCCUGGACCACGAGGCACAGCCGUCUGUCAUCCUGGAAGUGCAGGCCCGCAGCGGCGCUCCGCCUGCAUACAGCAGUGCCCGCGUGCAGGUCAGCGUGGCCGAUGUGAAUGACAAUGCGCCCGCCUUCCUACUCCCCUCGGAUUCAGUGCUGCUGCCUGAAGGGGUGGCCCUGGGCACUGUCGUGUACACGGUUCAUGCCGAGGACCGUGACGGCGGAGCCAACGGGCAAGUGCACUUUGAACUGGCCUCUGGGGGGACGAAUGCUUUCACCGUUGAGCAUUUCUCAGGUAAGGUGAGGCUUGUGGGGGCCUUGCAGCGAGAGAGUAGUGCCCCCUACAGGCUGGUCAUUCUAGCACAGGACGGGGGCGUCCCACGGCUCAGCGCCACGUUCACACUGCUGGUGCACGUGCAAGCGGAGGAUGAGCACGGGCCUGUCUUUGACACACUCUCUUACCGUGUGGAAGUGCGCGAAGGGCUGCCAGUGGGCACUCAAUUCCUGCAGGUGCGUGCAUUGGCCCGGGGUGCUCACGUGCUGCUCAGCUACCACUUGCGUGCUGAUGGAGAUGCUGCCAGCUUUGGCAUUGCGCCUGACACUGGGUGGCUGCACGUGCGCAGCACUCUGGACCGGGAGGUGCAGGAGCUGUAUGUGCUGACGGUCCUGGCGGUCACUGGGGAGGGCGAGGGGCGCCAGACGGGCACCAGCACCGUACGAGUCACUGUCACCGACGAGAACGACAACAGUCCUCGACUGAGCGAGGAGCGAUACUUCUUCGCUGUGCCUGAGAACCAGCCUGCCGGCAGCAGUGUAGGCCGCGUGAUGGCCAGCGACCGGGAUGCUGGACAGAACAGCCGCCUCUCCUACCGCCUGGUCCCGCAGGAGGGCAGCUUUUUAAUCCACACACAGACUGGGGAGCUGAGCGUACGGCAGAGCCUGGACAGGGAGCAGCAAUCCAGCUACCAGCUGCAAGUCCUUGUGCAAGACGGGGGAACCCCGCCACGCAGCGCCACAGGCACCGUCUACGUCACCGUGCUGGAUGAGAACGACAACGCACCCUCCUUCUUGCACGUGGCAGAGGGGCGGGAGCUUUUCUUGCAGGUUCUGGAGGAGAAGCCAGCGGGGCUCCUGGUUGCUUCGCUGCAGGCCAAGGACCCUGACGAGGGUGAAAACGGGACGGUCUCCUACUCGUUGGCAGGUGCACGGGCUGAGCGCUUCUCUUUACACAUGGCAACCGGGGAAUUGCGCACAGCCACCAAAUUGCGCCAGGCAGACUGUGGCGAAUACACCUUCACAGCAACAGCAAGUGACCGAGGCUCCAGCCCCCGUAGCACUGCAGCAGCUGUGCGCAUCCAGGUGGUGUCCACAGCCCAGCUGCUCCCUCGGCCAGAUACCACCGUGCUGACUCUCUAUCCCAUGGAGGGUCUGCAGCCUGGCUCCAUCGUUGGUUCUGUGGCUGCCCCGGACCCACUUCCUCAUGGGCAGGUGACUUACAUGUUGGUGGGAGACAGUAGUGGAGACGGCACCUUUGUGGUGGAUGCGGCUACAGGAGAAAUCUACGUGGCGCAGGAACUGGAUUAUGAGUCCAGCGCACGACACACCCUGCGAGUGAGCGUGGAAGAUACGCUGCGUGGCUAUCCCAGCCAGCGCCUGGUGUUGGUGGAGAUCCACGUGCAGGAUAGCAACGAUCACCCGCCUGCCUGGCCACAAGACCCAGUGACUGUGGUGGUGUCAGAGAGCGCCACCUCUGGCAUAGCCCUCUUCACUUUUCAGGCACUGGAUGGAGAUGGCCCUGGCCCAAAUAGCCAGUUGAGCUACAGCCUCCUGAACCAGGAGGCGGGGCAGUCCCCCUUCCAGCUGGACACGCACACUGGUGAGCUGAGCCUGCGAGGCCUGCUGGACCGUGAGGCUCAGGCGGCCUACCUGCUGGUGGUCCAGGCCACAGACCAGGCCCACAACAGCAGCCAGCGCCGCUCGGCUGCUCUCACUGCACAUGUCUUUGUCAUGGAUGAGAAUGACAACGUGCCGGAGUUCCUCUCUCCGGCCAGAGUGGAUGUUCCCGAGGACCAGCCCCCGGGCUUCCUGGUGUUGCAGGUGCUGGCAAGGGAUGGCGACUUGGGUGAGAAUGGACGGGUCAGCUACAUGCUGCGAGCGGGCAACGCCGACGGGAGGUUCAACCUCAACCCCAGUACAGGGGCAUUAUCUACUGUACGGACCCUGGACCGGGAGGAGGUGUCUCAGCAUAACUUGACCAUAGUUGCCAUGGACCACGGUUCCCCACGGCGCUCCGCCACACAGCUGCUGGUGGUGCACGUGCUUGAUGUGAACGAUGAGACACCCACUUUCCAGAGAAACCAUUACGAAGCCAGCAUAGUGGAGAAUUUGCCCCCGGGGGCCCCUGUGUUGCAGCUGCUGGCCUCUGAUCGUGACCUGGAAGCCAAUGGGCAGGUAUCAUAUGGCGGUAUCUCCGGGGAUGACUUCUCCAUUGACCCUGCCACGGGCCUUAUCACCACCCGGCGCUCCUUAGACCGAGAGGAACACGCAGAGCAUCUGCUGACAGUGUAUGCUCGUGACGGGGGUCUGCCUCCCCACCAGGCCAAGGCCACAGUCCGCAUUCUGGUGGCCGAUGACAACGACAAUUCCCCGGCCUUCCAGAGCGACGUGUGUGCCUUGGAAGUGCCGGAGAACCAGAGCCAAGCGGAAGUGAUCACCGUCCGCGCCACAGACCACGAUGCCGGCGAGAACGGCCGCCUCUCUUACCAGCUGACAGCCGGAGAUCCUGAGAAAGACUUUGCCCUCAACCCCGCCUCGGGCAAGCUGUACACGACGCGGGGGCUGGACCGGGAGCGCGUCCCCAGAUAUGUGCUGACUGUGCAGGCAUGUGACCACGGCUCGCCCCCCCACUGUGCCAGCCUGGCCCUCCAUGUGCAGGUGCGGGACCUGAACGACAACGCGCCCACCUUUGCACAGGAGGCUUAUGCUGCAGAGGUGCCUGAGGACCUGCCCGUGGGCACCCUGGUGUUGCAGCUGAAAGCUCUGGACGCAGACGAAGGCAUCAACGGGCAGAUCUCAUACUUCCUGGCCAAGGAGUCCCUGGGCACCUUCCAGGUGGAGCCGCAGACGGGCCGCCUCACCACCUCCCAGGCCCUGGACCGGGAGCGCCGGGCAGCCUACAGCUUCCUCGCCUUUGCCGUGGACUCCUCCCCCUGGAGCCCCCAGAGCGCUUCCGUGCGGAUCACGGUCACUGUCCAGGACGUGAAUGACCAUAUCCCUACCUUCCUGCUCAGCCCACUGGCCGUCACGCUACCACGCAACACACCAGCCAAGCGGGUGGUGGCCACGCUGCGUGCCGAAGACCACGAUGCUGGGGCGAACGCCUCGAUCCUCUAUCGCUUUGCCACUCCUACCCCGGCCUUUGCCAUUAACACCUACACGGGGGCCAUCCAGCCGCUGCAGCCCCUAGCGGGCCUCAGCCAGCGCCAGCGCACCCUGUUUGUGGUGGCCAGCGACCUGGGGCAGCCCCCGUUGUCUUCCACAGGUGUGGUAGUCAUUCACCUGCAGGACGAGAGCUACAGGGGUGUUCGCUUCCCUCGCAGCAGCAGUGAUGUGGCCCUGCCCGAGAAUGCCACACCAGGCACCCCAGUGGUCAGCAUCCCCGCCACUCACACCACAGGCUCCUCGGGCCGCAUCACCUACAGCCUCGUCAGUGGCAAUGAGAGGGGCGCCUUCCGCAUCCAGCCCAGCACAGGUGAGGUUUCCGUGCAGAAUCCUGGGCUGCUGGACUUUGAGGCGAGCCCCCGUCUGCGCCUGGUGCUGCAGGCCGAGUCGGCCGCUUCCUUCGCCUUCUUGGCUGUUCAGGUCAACCUUCAGGAUGUGAAUGACAACCACCCGCGCUUCCAGCUGCAGAAUUACGUGGCUUUCAUCUGGGAGGCCCAAGGCUACGACUCGCCUGUCAUCCAGGUUGUGGCUGAUGAUGUGGACCAGGGCCCCAAUGGCCAGGUGACCUAUACGAUCAACCAUACGCUGCCCAUGAACGGGCUCUACCACAUCAAUGCACACACAGGCGCCAUCACCACAGCAGCCAUUCUGGACAGGGAGAUCUGGGCCCAGACACGGCUGGUGCUGACAGCAACUGACAGAGGAAGCCCUCCGCUUGUGGGCACGGCCACGCUGACUGUGGUGGUGAUGGACGUGAAUGACAACAGCCCCACCAUCCCUGCACCCUGGGAGGUGCGGGUGCCCGAGAACACCCUCCUGGGGACCGAGAUUACCAUGGUGACAGGCAAUGACGUGGACUCCGGCCCGCUGCUUUCCUACCUGCUUGUGCUGGACAGCAGCGCAAGGGGCACUUUCGGCAUCCUGCGCUACGAGGGCCGCAUUACGCUGAUGGGGCCGCUGGACUACGAGCAGCGCCGCCACUAUGCCCUGACGGUGCGUGCCUCUGACUCCCAGCACGAGACAGAGGCCAACGUCACUGUGCUGGUGGAAGAUGUCAACGACAACGCCCCCCGCUUUGCCCAGGCUCUGUAUCAGGUGCUGCUGCCGGAGCACACCCCAGCUGGCAGCCCCAUCCUGACACUCGGCGCCACUGAUGCGGACUCUGGCCCCAAUGGGGAAGUCACCUACCAGCUGGCUGCGCCUAGUCAGGCCUUCGCCAUCGAUCCACGCAAUGGGACCCUGUUCACCACUCAGCCCCUGACUCUGGAGCCAGGAGACCCCACGCUGGACGUUUGGGUGGAGGCCCACGACGGGGGCUCCCCCAGGCUCUCGGCCUGGACCAUGGUGCAAGUGCAGGUGCUGGACGUGAACGACCACGGGCCCCACUUCUUGAAGCCACGCUACAAUGCCAGUGUGGCUGAAGACCAGCGCCCGGGCACCACCUUGCUCACCCUGCAAGCCACAGACGGCGAUGUGACCCGGGACAACGCUGCUUUGGACUACACCAUCGUCAGUGGGAACAAUGGGCAAGCCUUCCAGCUGGAGGGCCAGGCCGGGGGGGGCAGCGCCCUGGUCCUGGUCGAGCCACUGGACUUUGAGGCUGUGGCUGUCUACAACCUAAGCGUGGCCGUGGCCGACCGAGGGGUGCCCCAGCACAGUGCCGUUGUGCCAGUCAUCCUCACCGUGCUAGAUGCCAAUGACAACCCUCCCACGUUUGGGCGUCCCGUCUACCACGUGGCUGUGAGUGAGAGCACAGUCCCUGGAACAGAGCUGCUCCGCGUGGCCGCCCAGGACCCUGACUCAGGCACGCACGGUCAGGUCCACUACCACAUUAGCUCUGGUGACCCCGGCGGGCUCUUCCACUUGCAUCCGUCCACUGGAGCGCUGCGCCUGUCCAAAGACCUGGACUGCGAAGAGCAGGCCCAGCACAGCCUGGUGGUGCAGGCCUCUGAUGGUGCGGAUGGACAUUUUGCGCUGGCCUCGGUCACGGUUGAGGUCAAGGACGUUAAUGACAACCUUCCCUAUUUCCCCGUUGGGGUGCUGAGUGCCAGCCUGCGGGAGAACCUGCCGCCUGGCAGCCUGGUCACCACCGUGCAUGCCGUCGACGCGGAUGCGGGCGUCUUUGGAGAGCUGCAUUAUGCCCUGCUGUGGACAGAGGGGCGGGAGGCCUUCAGCAUCAACAGCAGUUCUGGCCAGCUGCACUCCCGGCUGCCUCUGGACUACGAGCGGAGCAAGGCUUUCCAGCUGCUGGUACAGGCCACAGACGCAGGCAAUGCCUCAGCCACGGUCAGCGUGCGCGUUCUGGUGACUGGGGAAGAUGAGUACGAGCCCGUCUUCCUGAGCCCAGCCUUCAGCUUUGAGGUCCCGCAGGGGGCCCGCAGGGGGCACCGCAUCGGGCACGUGAUGGCCACGGAUGAGGACGAGGGCCCAGACGGGGUGGUGCUCUACAGCCUGACCAAGCCAUCCCCCUUCUUUGGGAUCAACCAAACCAGUGGCACCCUCUACCUGCGCUUGGACAGCCAGGCGCCUGCAGGCAGCCCUCCCAAGCGGGAGCCGCGGGAGAUGGUGCUGGAGGUUCGGGCUCACAGCCCUCUGCCUGCCUCGCGCUCGGCCUCCGCUCAAGUCACCGUCGACGUCACGCACACCUCCUUUGGGCUGGUGCCAGACCUCAACCUGCUGGUGGUCGUCGCGGUGGCCGCCUCACUGGGCGUGGUGGUGGUGUUGGCUGCCGUGGCCAUUGUGUUGGCACUCAUCCGGUCUCGGCAAGGCCGUUGCCGCAAGGAGGCAGAUUUGGUACCUACAAAGGGUGGCACUUUGCAGAAGUUGGGCCACACUGAGCCAGCCCUGCCUGGGGGGGACUGCCUCUAUCACGAGGCACUGCCUGGCUAUGGGACAGAGCCAGCUGGACCCUACACCAGGGGGGGGUCGCUGGACCCCUCCCACUCGAGCGGCCGUGGCUCAGCCGAGGCAGCUGAGGACGACGAGAUCCGCAUGAUCAACGAGUGCCCGCGCGUGUCCAGCGUCGCUUCCUCCCUGCAGGAGCACCUGGCCGCCCGUGGGCCAGACUCCGGGAUCCAGACGGAUGCGGAUCGCCUCUCUGAUGUGUCCUGUGAGCCAGCCACUCUCGACGCCUCCCACUGGUUCAAGAGCAGGAAGGGUCCAGGUUUCCUGCUGCCCGGGCAGCCCCCGCAGCUCUAUCGGGACGAUGUGGGGGCCAGCAUAGCCUACCUGGGGACUGGCUGUGGCCUCACCGUCUCUUCCACCAAAGACUAUUCCUUCCCGGAGGAUGGGAAGCCCCGUGUCGAUGGCUCACUCACAGCCAUUGUGGCCAGCGACGAGGAGCUACGAGGCAGCUACAACUGGGACUAUCUCCUUAACUGGUGCCCCCAAUUUCAACCACUGGCCAGUGUCUUCACAGAGAUUGCUCGCCUGAAGGAUGAGAGCUCCCUGCGCAAGCCCUUCCCGACCAAGCCCAAGCCCCGCAUCGACCCACCACCCCUCAUCACUUCUGUUGCACACCCUGGUGCCAAGUCAGUGCCCCCCAAGCCUGCCGUGGGCCGGGCUUUCCCCCACCUCUCUUCUCUGCGACGUUCACCCAUAAGCCACGAGGGCUCGCUUUCUUCAGCAGCCAUGUCACCCAGCUUUUCACCUUCACUGUCGCCGUUGGCAGCCCGGUCCCCCGUCGUCUCACCCUUUGGGGUUUCGCAGGGCCCCUCGGCAUCCACGCUAAGCACUGAGCACUCGGUGGAGGCCCCCGACGCGGCUGAGCUCCGCAUCUAGGUGGGGCUGUGCACGCUCUCCUCUAGUGGGGCAGGAGACCCACGGGGUACAGGUCUGCUCUGUCCGGAGCUGUGGGACUCUUGCAGGCCGAGGCCUUCCUAGAGUUGUUGGGGGUUGCAAUCUGCGCUUCCUGCGGCCCCUCAUAGAACCCUCCUCCUCCUCCUCCUCACGGUGUCCAGGGAGAACGGAGCAGCCUCCCUUUCCAGAUGGGGCUGUUGCUGACAAGUGGGACAAUAAGAGGCCAAGCGGCCAGGAAGACAUUCCAGAAGCAAAGGGGUACGAGGACUGCUGCAAGAUGGCCACUGCGCGUAGCGUUGCCCCCUCCCCAGGAACAGAAGCGGCUGUGUGUAGCCCCGCCCCCCAGCCCGUCCCCCUGGUCCCCUUCAUGCAGACGUGGCUGUUCCCUGCCUGAUCUCCACGGCUGGAUCUCCCCACUGCCCUCCCCCACACACACACUGAAUGGGCUUAGGCAACCUCCAGCCGCCACUCCCCUGGAGUGAGCAGCUGACACGGCUCCACUCCCGUGAAAUGGCAUUCGUGAGCACAGCUGUCAUCCUGCAGGGUGGAGGCAGAGGCAGGGCUGGAACAGGCGCAGGCCUGGAGACCAGGAGCAACCCCCCUCUGGCCCUGGCCGGGGAUUGGGGCGCGAGCACGUUUGGGCGGCCACAGCCCCAUGAGCCCCACCGCAGGCCUUCAGCUCCCCUUGUGCACCAGGGGCCUUGUGGCCCACUCUCACUGCAUGGGUGACAUAUGCACAGAUACUGGGGAGGGGCUGGUCCCCCCCCACACAGGUGGACUCCUGGGAAGGGGGUGCCUUGGCCUACCUUGUGGAGGGCCCUCGGCACGUGCUCAGAAGUGGGGUACGCUGACAGCUUGGCAACUGGGUGUGUCCAUGAAAUUAGUGACAUAACCUGAAAUCUCCAAGCUGUGCAGAACCGGAGCCCUGCAUUCAGUUGGCUUGAGAUGGGGGUCCUCUCAUCCUCCAGAGCAAUACCGCCCGCCCACCCCCACCCCCGCAUAGACUAAUGGCUUGCAAUAAUCAAGUGUGACAGCAGGGGCCCACAACGGCCCUCCCUGAGAACUUGGGAAUAAAACUUCUGGCUAUGGUAGUAAUCAAAGCCCUGAAAGUUCCCACAGAGUAGAAAUAAGAGCAUGUUGGCAAAGUCAAGUGGUAGAAAGCACUAUGGUGGUGGAGAGUGCCAUCAAGUCAUAGCUUCAUACCCCUCCCCAAAUCCUGCAAGCAGAAAGCAAGCGUGUCAAGUUCAGCUACCAGGUAUAUUACCUGGCCAUAAUCUGAUGGGUCUUUGUGAGCCAAUGAAAGUUGAAAGGUGUAACUGCAGACGAGAGGAGUAAACGGUGUGAUAACUGGAGGGUGCUGAAGAAGCAGGCCAACAGGGAACCACCGAGGAGGGCAUUAGGAAGUCCCAAGGCAGGCACCAGCCCAUACCCGCUCCCUUUCCACGGGCCACAUGAACCUUUCCCAGCAUUAAUCAGUGGCACGGAGGUCAGCCCUUCUUCAUGGGCACUCUGGUGCUCUUAACUGUACAGGCAGAAAUUCAGCAGGUCCCGUUAUCCCCAUCCCUGCAGCUGCAGCACAGGGGCCUGGGCCUCCCUCCGUUCGGGGCAGCUGAAGAGAGCUUUUCCGUUCGUACAGCGGGGAGCUGAGGGCAGCUGUGGCGGGCUGGAACGAGCCGGAACCAGGAACAGCAGCGUCCAGCUCUGCCUGGGGGUGGGGCGUGUGUGUUAACUUAUUAUUUAGGAGGGCCCAAAGCACAGCCCCCCAAACCCCCGCGCCCCAAGCCCUGCCCCACCCUGGUUCUGCCUGGCGCUGCGUCCGGCCUAGCCUAGGUCCCAUCUCCGUACUGCAACCGCUUUCCUGUUCCGGUCAUUUGUCUCUCUUUGUAUGGCUCCGAGGUGCCCAGGAGCCUUGGGUGCUGCUCAGGGGCGCCCAACCCUAAGUGCCAACUUUUCUAAGGAAUGCCUUAAUAAACUUCACCGUGUU